Quercus lobata is the source of this 2186-nucleotide messenger RNA. Its product is annotated as glycosyltransferase (DUF604). The record is from RefSeq and is a predicted model, not a curated record. Bases 33 to 1538 code for a protein of 501 amino acids. Lineage: Eukaryota; Viridiplantae; Streptophyta; Magnoliopsida; Fagales; Fagaceae. The transcript has 4 exons.
UUCGUGUUUAGGGGGUAAUCUCAGGUGUAUCUAUGUUGUCAUUAAUGUCCCAGAAAAAGCCAACGAAACGUGAACGCAAAUUUUCAUUUUCAUUCCAAUUUUGUCUCUCCAAAUCUAAACGCACCGUUCGCCAUCUUUCACUCAAGAUCAUGCCUUCUAUCACGUUCCUCAAAUCUCUUACCAUCAAUCCUUCCCGCCUAAAAACCUUCCUUUUGAUUCUCUCUCUUUUCCUCGUCCUCUACGUCUUCUUUUACCCCCACCCGCCGCCGCCGCCUCCUCCAAUCCCACGCGCCUCCGAUUCUCCCCUCACGCGCCGCCAUGUCCUCUUCGCCAUUGCUUCCUCGUCCAACUCCUUUCCUCGCCGCAAGCCUUACUUGCGCCUCUGGUACUCCCCUAACUCCACGCGCGCCUUCGCUUUCCUCGACCGCGCCGUUGACGGCGAUGACACUGUGCCUCCGGUGGUCGUCUCCGGCGACACUUCUAAGUUCCCUUACACGUUCCGUGGAGGUCUCCGAUCGGCGAUCCGCGUGGCGCGCGUGGUGAAGGAGGUCGUGGAUCGGGACGAGGAGGGUGUGAGGUGGUACGUGUUCGGCGACGACGACACCGUUUUCUUCGUCGAUAAUCUGGUCAAAACCCUAGCUAAGUACGACCAUGAUCGGUGGUUUUACAUUGGGGGCAAUUCGGAGAGUUACGAGCAGAAUUUGAAGUACUCGUUUGAUAUGGCAUUUGGCGGUGGAGGAUUCGCUAUCAGCCACUCGCUCGCGAGGGUUUUGGCUAGGGUUUUGGAUUCUUGCUUGCUAAGGUACUCGCACUUGUAUGGCAGCGAUGCUAGGGUUUUUUCGUGCCUGGCGGAGCUCGGUGUCGGUUUAACUCAUGAACCUGGCUUUCAUCAGGUUGAUAUGAGGGGGAGUUUGUUCGGGAUGCUGUCUUCACAUCCAUUGUCUCCUUUGGUGUCCCUUCAUCAUUUGGAUGCUUUGGAGCCAAUCUUUCCUGACAUUAACAAGACUCAAGCAAUCAAACAUCUUUUUGAAGCUGUGAAUGUUGAUCCUGCCAGGAUUUUGCAACAGACUGUCUGCUAUGACCGAUCAAAUUCAUUGACUGUUUCAGUUGCAUGGGGUUAUGCUAUCCAGGUGUUCAAUGGUAAUGAAUUUCUCCCGGAUCUCCUUUCACUGCAGAGAACUUUUGUACCAUGGAGGAGGAGUGUCACGGUAGAUGCAAGUCGUUAUAUGUUUAACACGAGAGAGUAUCCUAAAGAUCCAUGUAAAAGACCCGUUACCUUCUUUCUGGAAAGUAUUGUACCUGAUAAAAGUGGUGUCUGGAGCUACUAUACCAGGCACUUGGUUAAAGAGUGUGUCACACCUAAUGCAAUAAAGAAUUUGAAAGGCAUCAGAGUGUUCUCUAAGAAGCUUGAGCUUGAUAUUGAACAGAUGAAGUCUCCACGACGACAGUGCUGUGGCAUUUUGCCCUCUUUUAAUGAAUCAAUGGUCAUUGACAUUAGACAAUGUGGAGUUGAUGAACUAAUUUCCAUGCACAUCUAGCAUUCUUUGGGAAGAGAAGAGUUUGGAGUACACACAAAGCUCACAAAGUUUUGUAGCAGUUCUGCUAUAUAAUUAUCUGCAAUGCAAACUGCAAGAAGUAUUAGGUUAUUUCUAGAGUUACUCCAGAAGUAUGCUGUUAAGUGAGAUUUCCUCAAUGUUUUUUAACAGACAUAGUUCCUUCUCUUCUUUUAAGGACUGAAAAAAAAAGGAGUCAUGCCUUCAAAUGGUUGGGGAUCUACAGGAUCAAGGCGUGGAGCAGCUAGAUGUCUUGAUCAUUUGAAAUUAUUGGAGUUUGUGGUUGAAGGAAAAAGCAGAGCAAAGGUCAUCUGCCAGCUUAGGCUCUUGUUGUGCAAGAAUCAGGCUAUUUCCUUUAGCUCCCGAUUGUCUUAUUAUUUAAAUUUGAGAAAUUUUGAUAAACAGAGACUUGAAGAAGAAUUUUAAUCACAUGCUAAAGAGGAAGAUGACACAAGUAACUACCAUGAAGAUAAUACUGCAUUGUUAUGUAUUCAUUUGGUGGAAUAUAUUACAUUAAGAAACAUCUGAUCAUGUAAUUAGAGUGUAUAAUUUUUUAUUUAUUUAAAAUUUAUCUUUUCUCAAAAAAUAUUUCUCAUUAAUGAGAUUGUAAUAAGUAUAUAAGCAUUUAGAACA